AACUUAAGCCGAAUCAGAAGAUACAAUGGGCAUUCAGUUAUAGUUUAACAAUCGGAAUGUUAAGUUUGUCGAGAAUUUGAUAAUUUAAUUUUCUCUUAACUUAUCGCUAAUGUUUAAUCAGCUAUGAACAAGUAUUUAAAACCACAUAAAGAAAAAGCUGAAUAUUAAAUUGAAUUCGAAAAGACGUACUAUAUGAUCCUUUAUUACGAGAAGAAAUGUGUAGUACUUCUUCAAAUUUCCAUAAAAGUAUAAAUAUUUUAUUAAAUAAAAUAUAUUUUUAAUUUAAGCGAAAUAAAGCAAAAAUUUUAAUGGAAUCCUAUGAGAGCAACGAUCGAGCAUUUAUUUCAAGUUUUAUUGAUGUUGUCGAUCCAAUUGAUCCUGUACUAGCUAAUGUUAACGUAAGAAAUAUAUCUGAGCCUAUGAUGCCGACUAUGCCCUGGCCAGGAAUAGAAAAGUAUUUUGUGUGUAAAGGUAAUAGAGGAAAUAAUUUUCUUGUUCAAUGUCUAUUAUGCAAACCUUCGUCUAAAUUACUCAGUGUAUCAAAGACCUCACCAUCAAACCUCAAACGUCACAUCAAAAAGGUUCAUGAAUGUAAAAACAAUGACUUCGAAAAUGAUCUAAAUGAACAAAAACAAAAUGCAACUAAGAAAAAACGAUGUUUUAGUUUAGAUACUAACCAAAACGAAAGUCCCUUGCUAAAUUUGACUGUUGAACGUUGUAUGUCGGAGAGAGAUGUUACCCAACACAAAUUAGACUAUUUGCUGUUAAAAUUUAUUAUAAAUGAUAUACAGCCAUUAAGUGUCGUUGAUAAUCCAUCAUUUUCAAAUCUGAUUAAAUUAGGUUUACCACAAGAUUUAAAAAUCAUGUCCAGUAAAACUUUAAAAUUAAAAAUUGAAAAACUUUAUUUGUCCAUGGUAGAUAAUAUAACAAAUACAUUAUCAUCAGUUAUGUAUGUAUCCACAACAGCUGAUUGUUGGACAAAUGGAAAAAAUAGCUAUCUUGCUGUCACUUGCCACUGGAUAAAUUCUAAAAAUUUCAAAAGAGAAUCGGUGUCAUUAGCGUGCUGUUGUCUUGAAGGUCAUCAUACUUAUGAUGUUAUUGUCAAGGCAUUGCAUAAAAUUUACACUAUGUAUAAAAUUCAAAAUAAAAUUGUUUCAACAACCACUGAUAAUGGUUCAAAUUUUAUUGAGCUAUAUGGUACGAAUUCUAUUAUCAAUUUAGAUAAUGAUAUCACAGUCUUGGAUAAUGAAAAUAAAUUUGUUGACUUAUUUGACAUAUUAAAUUCUACAUUUACUAUUAAGCAAGAGGCCGAUAUAUUUAUUCAACUACCUCUUCACUAUAGAUGUGUUAGUCAUACAUUGAACCUUAUCGCAAAUUCUGAUAUCGAUAAAACGAUAAAUUCUAAUACCAGUUUCAAACAUUUGUAUAGUAAAAUACUUGAAAAAUGCUCAUCGAUUUGGCUUAAGCAAAACAUAUCCCAUCCAGCUGUCGAAAAAAUUUGGAAAACUUCGAGAAUUAAUUUUAAAACAUCAAAUACAACUAGGUGGAAACGCACAUAUGACGUUUUAUUACAAAUGAAAAAUGUACUAAACGAGCCUAAUGGGUUAGACAAAAUAAAUCAGGUACUGGACUGCUGUGAAAUACAACGGUUUACGCCACAAGAAAUUCAGCUCAUAAAUGAAUAUUGUGAUGUGAUGUCUCCUUUAGCUGAUACGUUAGACUUUUUACAAAGUGAAGAAUGUGUGUACAUGGGCUACUUACUACCAAGUCUUUAUGCAUUGGAAAAAAAAUUGAGGAAAUUUGAAAACGGAAAGUUGAUUUACUGCGAACCACUUCUACAGACAAUCAUAGAGUCUAUUAAAAAAAGAUUCGAAUCCAUUUGGAAGAAAAACGAAUUAAUAUUAGCGUCAUGUUUGAUUCCAAAAUUCAAACUUAUUUGGCUAAAUAGAUAUGAUCAGUAUUUAGCCGAGGCAAAUUUGAAAGCUUUGUUCGAUGGUACAGCCAACGCUAAAAAUGAAAUAUCAGGCGCAGAUACUACUGACAGCGAAUUUAAUAUAACCCAAGAUUUUUUUUGUCUUCCGUCAAAUAAAAAACCAAAAAGUUCCUCUGAAGAUGAGUUGCAAAUGUAUCUGAAUAGUCCAUCUAAUGACAUCAGUAUGUUACCGUAUUACCCGAAUGUCAUGAAAGUUUUUUUUGAGUACAAUACGCCAAUGCCAUCGAGUACUCACGUUAAAAGACUGUUUUCUACCGGAAUGUCCAGAACGACAGUCAAACGUAACGACAUCUGCGACGAACUAUUUGAAAAACUUAUUCUUCUAAAACAAAAUCAAAUCGUACUAGAUAUUAUAUAAUAUUGAUUAACUAAAAUGUAUAGGUAAAAUGAUAAUGCAUUGUAACUGUAAUGAUAUUUUUAGUUUAAUUUAACUAGGAACCAUCACAGAUUAUUUAUC
This is a messenger RNA of Melanaphis sacchari, 2450 nucleotides long. RefSeq lists its product as uncharacterized. The record is from RefSeq and is a predicted model, not a curated record. The transcript is spliced from 3 exons. Lineage: Eukaryota; Metazoa; Arthropoda; Insecta; Hemiptera; Aphididae. The coding region runs from base 309 to 2351 and encodes 680 amino acids.